GUGAAGAGAACCAUGAAACUAAGAGAAAAAUAAGCAAAACUAUAAUGGAGAAUGGAAACGUUGUACAUGAAGACAAAGACAUACCAAAACAUGGGAAAUUCAGAGAGCCAGAAUGAUGGUGAAAGAGCAUUUUCUGGAGAUGAGCACGCAAGUCUGGCACGAAGGCAAAUGUCACGAUCACUUCGUAUUCCAGCUAAAAUCUCACACAGAGCCAGGCCUGCAUCUGCAGUUAGAAUUGCACACAGAAAUUCAGAAACUAGUACUAAAUCUAGCAGCACUCCAAGCAUCCCACAAUCACUGGCAAGGGAUGAGCUGGAUGCAGAUAAUUCAGGAACACACACUUUGGCAGAAGACUUUAUUCACCCUUCUUGGUUAGUUAGGAUGGGUAAAAGUGUGAGACCUGUGUCAUACCAUACAGGUUCUUCACUUUCCAGUGACAGGCGCAGGAGUACUGCAGAAGAACUUGAUAUUUGUUUGGACAAGCACAUUGUACAGGGAAUACAAAACUUUCAUGAAAUAAGGCUGAAUUCCAGUUCCAAAACAAAGGUUGAAGAUCUGCUUCCCAUUACUAGAAAUGGAACAAUUGUGUUAGAAAGCACAACUAUCAGAAAAAAACGAUCUAAAUCUGCUGAUAUGUGGCGACAAGAUAGCAUGGAGUUCUCCCAUUCUGACGUAAGUCAGGAUCGUUUAAGCAGCACGGAGGAUCUGUUGGAUAACCCAGAUGAUAAAGAAUAUGAGGGAAGUAGAUUAAUAAAUAGUAAUUCAAUGGAUCUGGAACAAUUAAGUGGAAACCACCGUACCAACUCUCUAAAUGAGCUGUAUGGUCAGAAAACAACAGGUGUGAACAUAAACAAGACACGGAAAAAUAGAUUUAUCAAAUAUUGUCGGAAUUUGAGGGCUCAUUCGCAAGGGACAAUGCAUAUGGAAACUGCAAGUACUGUGACUUGGUCUGCAAGUAUCCCUUCAUAUGCUGCCUCUACACUCCCCUGCAGGAAGUCUCAUUGUCUUUCUGAAGGAGCCUCUAAAGGGCGAUUAAGCCAGAAAAAUGACCAGAAUAGAACCACGUAUGUCAGAAGAUCCAAAACAACACAGGACGUUACUACAGGAGAUGGAAGUGAAUGUGCGGAUAGUGGUAUUGAUGGUGCAACAACGGAUAAUGAUCAUCUUUCCCGAUACUCCAAUAUUAGUGGUUCAAUUGGCUACCAAUCUAAUUUUAAUCGUGAAUUGAUUGGUAGUGAGCUUGGCUCAGCAGGAGAUGCACUUCGCCAGGGUGUAUAUGAAAACUUUCGAUGUACAUUGGAGUCAACAGUCAUCAACACCGAUAAUCCAGAGGAAGCGGAGUCAGCCAUGAGUGAUGAGCAAAGCAGUGGCACUCUCAGUUCCCCGGGACAGUCAGAUAUUCAGACUACAGACCAAGGCACCGUGCGAAAAGCAGGCUCACUUGCUGUGAAGAACUUCUUAGUCCACAAGAAAAAUAAGAAAGUUGAAUUAGCCACGCGAAGAAAAUGGAAAUGUUAUUGGGUAUCAUUGAAAGGCUGCACCUUAUUUUUUUACGAUGCGGAAGGGAGAUCAGGAGUGGACCAGAAUUGUGUGCCAAAGCACAUGGUUUGGAUUGAAAACAGCAUUGUUCAGGCUGUGCCUGAACAUCCAAAGAAAGAUUUUGUCUUCUGUCUCAGUAAUUCACUUGGAGAUGCUUUCUUAUUUCAGACCUGCAGCCAGACAGAGUUGGAAAACUGGAUCACUGCAAUCCAUUCUGCAUGUGCAGGUGCAGUGGCAAAGCAGCAUCGCAGAGAAGACACUGUCAAACUGCUGCAGUCAGAGAUGAAGAAGCUGGAACAGAAAAUUGAUAUGGAUGAAAAAAUGAAGAAAAUGGGGGAUAUGCAGUUGUCUUCAGUUAGUGAUCCAAAAAAGCGAAAGACUAUACUUGAUCAGAUUUUUUUAUGGGAACAAAAUUUAGAACAAUUUCAAAUUGAUCUUUUUCGAUAUCGUUGUUAUAUGGCAAGCCUUCAAGGUGGAGAAUUACCAAACCCAAAAAGACUGCUUGCAUUUGCAAGUCGGCCAACCAAACAUGCCAUGGGUCGUCUAAAUAUUUUUUCAGUAUCAUCUUUCCAUGCCUUGGUGGCAGCUCGAACUGAAUCUGGUUUGAAAAAACGAACCCAGGCAAUUUCCAGAUCAGUCAGCAAACGACGGAACAGAUUUUCUUCCCUGUGGGGACUGGAUACAACUGCAAGAAAGAAAGCAAAAGAACGUCCUAGCAUUAAUCAGCUCUUUGGUGACAGUGAAGCAACUCUGAAGAAAUCUUUAGAAGGGAUCUUUAAUGAAUGUUCAACAGAUACCAGUAGAGAAAAGAAUCUGAGCACAAGUAUUCGGCAACAAUCAUCUGGGAGUGACAACUGGGUUACUGAUUCCCUCGCACCUUCAUGGGUCUGUUUACCAGAUGAUCAACCCAUCCUGAUUGUAGUACAUCCAGGGAUCUCAGCUCAGGAAAUUCUUGAAGUAGCCUGUAAGGCACAUAAUUUGGACCCUGGUGGUCACUAUGUUCGUUUGAAGUUUACAGUGAAUAAUCACAUUCAAUAUUAUAUACCUAAACAAGAGGAUAUUCAUGAACUGUUGUAUCAAGAAAUUCAAAUAUGUCCUAAAACUACACAUCAUGUUCAUUUUGACAAGUUCGAAACUUCCAUCAGUUAUGGAUUUUGUGUAUCAUUAGUUGAAGAGGAAGGAUCACACCAAAAAAUGAUUAUUACAGAUGUUAAAGAAGGAGGUCUCGCUUCAUCUAAAGGUCUAAAAUUAGGCGAUGAAGUAUUAGAGAUUAAUAAGAUGAAAGCAAAAGAUCUGGUUGUCUCUGACCUGAAGACCAUCUUAUCUGCACCUUCACUUUCGCUCACUGUCCGGACUUAUGGUCAGCCAGUAGAUGAGAAUGUCUGUCAGUCACCUCUGCGAAAGAUGGGAACAGCAGAUGAACUGGGUGAUACUGGAACUGCGUCCGGCCAUCAAGAAAUAUCGAACAACCAUGUUGAACCUAGCCAUGAUAAAGAGGGACACCCUUGUUUAACUGAGACCAGUGAGGCAUGUAAGAGCACUGAGCAAGUAACAGCAUUUUGUCAUGGUCUGCAUGAGUUAAACCCACUGAGCAUGUCGUCACAACCUCUGGAAUCUUUACCGCAGCAGGUACUGCCUCGACAGCUGACUGAUGCAGAUAAACUGCGCAAGGUUAUCUGUGAACUGGUGGAAACAGAGCAAACUUACGUAAAGGAUCUGAAUUGUCUCUUGGAGAGAUAUUUAAAACCAUUGCAGAAAGAGGUUUUUCUCACUCAAGAUGAGCUUGAUGUGCUUUUUGGAAACUUGAGAGAAAUGGUUCAGUUCCAAGUGGAAUUCUUGAAAACACUGGAGGAUGGUGUAAGACUGGUUUCCAAUCUUGAAGAGUUGGAAACAGUUAAUCAGUUCAAGAAAGUACUUUUCUCGUUGGGUGGUUCAUUCCUGUACUAUGCUGAUCGUUUCAAGUUAUACAGCGCAUUCUGUGCGAGUCAUACAAAAGUUCCCAAGGUGCUUGUUAAAGCCAAAAUAAACCCAGCUUUUAAGGCCUUCCUUGAUGCCCAAAAUCCGAAGCAGCAGCAUUCAUCCACUUUGGAAUCAUACCUGAUCAAACCUAUUCAGCGUGUUCUGAAGUAUCCCCUUCUUUUGAAGGAGCUGAUCUCUCUUACAGACUCAGAAAGUGAAGAGCAUUACCAUCUGACAGUGGCAAUGAAAGCUAUGAACAAAGUAGCAAGUCACAUAAAUGAAAUGCAGAAAUUACAUGAAGAAUAUGGUGCUGUUUUUGACCAGCUUAUAGCUGAGCAAACUGGAGAGAAGAAAGAGGUUGGGGACCUUUCAAUGGGAGAUCUUCUUCUCCAUUCUACAGUUAGUUGGCUCAAUCCUCCAUCAUCCUUUGGGAAGUGUAAAAAAGAUCCUGAAUUGGCAGCAUUUGUGUUCAAAGCUGCAGUUGUUCUUAUCUAUAAAGAUGGUUUUAAGCAGAAAAGGAAACUGGGUAACAUCUCCCAGAGGGUUUCUGUCCCAGAUGAACGUGAUCCCUUCAGAUUUCGUCAUAUGAUUCCCACGCAAGCCUUGCAAAUUCGAUCAGUUACUACUACAGACGCAGAGACUGACUGUGUCUUUGAAGUUGUUCAUACUAAAUCUGAGUCAGAAGGAAGACCAGAGACAACCUUUCACUUCUGUAGCAGUACUCCUGAGAACAAACGUGAUUUUAUCAAGGCAGUUCAGUCUAUACUACGUGAUAAACAGCGAAGACAGCUUCUUAAAACUGAGAGUUUGCCUCAGUCCCAGCAGUACAUGCCUUUUGGAGGGAAGCGACUGUGUGCACUAAAGGGGGCAAGACCAGUUGUGAAUCGAGCUGUUUCAGUACCUUGCAGAAGUCUUGGUAAAAAAAGGCUAUCCAGAAACAGAUUCACAAUUGAUGCAGAUAAUCUUUUUGGACGCAAUCAAAAUAAUGCAACUUUGCAGUCAUCUGUGACCUGCAAUGACACUGAUCGUUGGGUGGAGGAGCAGUUUGAUCUUGCUAAGUAUGAGGAACAGGAAGAUGUCAAAGAGACCGAUAUUCUGAGUGAUGAUGAUGAGUAUUGCCAGUCAGUGAAAAGUUUGUCAUUGUCCAAAGAUUUACAAGAGCAGCUAAAAGCAAUCAGCUUCGCACAAGGUGGACUUAAUGAGAAUGGCAAACUACCCAUGCAUAGAACACCAGAGAACUCACCAUCAAAACUGGGAUCUUCAUUGAAGCAAAAACCUGCAGCAGGAGCUAAUGGUGCACUUGACAACAGUGCAGCAGAAAUAAUAUGGGUAAAACGCGAAGACUUCAUUUCAAUUAACAAAGAAAAUGAUGAAAGCUAAGAUGCAGAUAUAUUUCUUCAAGUGUGACCAUCAAACACAUUCAAAGCUAAUUAUUUGUGACUUAAUAAUUAUUAUGGGAAUGAUUCCACUGAAUUCUUCUACAGAUAUACAUAUGGAGGAAGUUGGAAUAACUCAGAAGCCAUGCUUCCAUUAACCUUAAUUAAGAAUUGAUAUGAUUGAACAGACAAAAGGAUAAACAAUUUUAUGGCUUCUUUCUACACUCCUGCAAUUUACUGUCCAAAGGGCUUUAACGUAUGAUAUUUAUUAUUGUGGCGGUGUAAAAAUGUUAUUUCAUAUUUAGUUUAUUUUGUGGGUGAUUCAGUUAACAAAGCUAUUAUGUCUGUUACAAAGUUACUUUGUAUCUUUUACAGAAGACCGUGGAUUUCAUCUAUAACUAUUUGGGGAAUAUUAUCUGUGCAGAAUACAAUGAAAAUUGGUUACGUAUUAGUAACCAUGCAACUACCACAGUAGUAUAAAUCAGGUGUUUAUAUGAAUAAAAGAACUACAGCAAGUCUUGAAUGAAUAACUUUUACAAACUACUAUAGAGAAUCAUUCUACUACCAAUAUGUCCGAUGGUACUUAUAUUAUUGCCGUAUUCAUAUUUGUACAUAUUUUCAGGCUUUAAUGCGCACAUCAGAAGUUGCCUAAUAUAUUUCUUUUGUAAGC
Molecule: messenger RNA, 5544 nt
Organism: Hypanus sabinus (Atlantic stingray)
Lineage: Eukaryota; Metazoa; Chordata; Chondrichthyes; Myliobatiformes; Dasyatidae
Gene: tiam1a
Product: TIAM Rac1 associated GEF 1a
Exons: 26
Coding region: 52-4878 (1608 amino acids)
Biological process (GO): positive regulation of axonogenesis; activation of GTPase activity; small GTPase-mediated signal transduction
Cellular component (GO): plasma membrane; synapse; cytosol
Molecular function (GO): protein binding; guanyl-nucleotide exchange factor activity
Source: RefSeq, a predicted model, not a curated record